This is a messenger RNA of Gallus gallus (chicken), 6340 nucleotides long. RefSeq names its product growth associated protein 43 (gene GAP43). Gene Ontology annotation, cellular component: postsynaptic density; cytoplasm; plasma membrane. The transcript has 3 exons. Lineage: Eukaryota; Metazoa; Chordata; Aves; Galliformes; Phasianidae. Gene Ontology annotation, molecular function: phosphatidylserine binding; lysophosphatidic acid binding; phosphatidylinositol phosphate binding. The record is from RefSeq and is marked validated. Gene Ontology annotation, biological process: axon choice point recognition; regulation of growth; axon regeneration. Bases 44 to 784 code for a protein of 246 amino acids.
GGAGAAGGAAGGAAGAAGAAGGAAGGAAGGGGACAAUACGAUCAUGCUGUGCUGUAUGAGAAGAACAAAACAGGUUGAAAAAAAUGAGGAUGGGGACCAAAAGAUUGAGCAAGAUGGCAUCAAACCAGAAGAUAAAGCUCAUAAGGCAGCCACCAAAAUCCAGGCCAGCUUCCGUGGACACAUAACAAGGAAAAAGCUCAAGGGAGAGAAGAAGGCAGAUGCCCCCGCGUCCGAGUCUGAGGCCGCCGACAAGAAGGACGAAGGCCCUGCUGGCGGAGCGGCCGAGAACAAAGAGAGUGAGGCUUCCGCUGCCACAGAGGCCAGCGCCGCCGACAGUGCCCAGCUGGACGAGGGCAGCAAAGACAGCAGCGUGCCAGCAGAGGAGAAAAAAGGGAAUGGAGCCGCUGACACGGGCUCAGAGCAGCCAGCCCCGCAGGCUGCCACUCCUGCUGCCUCCUCGGAGGAAAAACCCGCUGCCGCCGCCGAGACGGAAAGUGCCACUAAAGCUUCCACUGAUAACUCGCCAUCCUUGAAGGCUGACGAAGCCCAAGACAAAGAGGAGCCUAAACAAGCCGACGUGCCUGUUGCUGACACCACUGCCACCACCACCCCUGCCGCAGAGGAUGCUACUGCCAAGGCAACAGCGCAACCCCAAAUGGAGACAGUGGAGAGCAGCCAAACCGAAGAGAAGACAGAUGCUGUAGAAGAAACCAAACCUACUGAAAGUGCCCAGCAGGAAGAGGUGAAAGAAGAAGAGAGCAAGGCGGACCAAGAAAAUGCCUGAACAUUAAGAAAUGACUCCCCGUUGCCCCUCCCUCCCUCCCCCUAUCCUCUAUCCUUCCUUCCCGUCCCGAUCUUGAUCUCCCCCCUUCCUGCUCACGUCUGUGAGCCUGUCCACCCCUCUCCCAUUCCCACUUAAACCCUUUUUCUCUCUGUGUGGCAAACAUUUAAAGAAAAAAAAAAAGAAAAAAAAAAAAAAAAGCAGGAAAAAUCCCAGUCAAACAGUGUGGCUUAAACAUUUCUUUGUUUCUUGGUGUUGUUAUGGCGAGUUUUUUGGUAAUGAUGAUCCAAUCAUUUUGGGAAAAUUCUUGCACUGUAUCAGAGUUCUUUGACCUGGCGCGUGCGUGUGUCUGUCUGCCCACCGCGAGCGCUCUCUCUCUCUCUCUCUCUCCUCUCUCUCUUCUCCAAGUGUGUGUGUGCAAUGUUCCGUUCAUCCGAGGAGUCCAGACUUACCGAGUGAGUUAAAACAAAAGCAAAGCAGGAAAAAAAGAAUAGCAAUCCUUUUCUUCCUUUUUCAAUGUGAUGGAAUGAACGAAAGAAAAACAAACAAACUUAACAAAACAAAUGAACAAACAAUAGUACUAAAUCCCAUUUUCUUUUCAGAACUAGAACAACAACAACAAAAAAUGUGCCAAUUAGCAUAAUGCUUGGCUCCAGGCUCCUUUUUCAAACUGAACAAUAAUUAUAAUAAAUGAGAAUAAUGAUCAUUAACAUCACCGUGUCGCAUUUCUAUGCUGCUGUACGUCCUGCUGGCCCCUGUGUGCAGACCACUCUUUGGUGGCCUGCGUGCUGUGUGGCCCCACUCUGCUCUCCAGCCAGUGCUUUACCAUCGGUCAGCGGCCGAGCACUCUCCUUGGCAUCACUCAGGGGAUUUUCAAGGGAAGCAGGCUUGGAUUUUGAGUGAGGCAUCAGCACUGAGCGAGGCGUUAGCUUAAGAAAAGUAGCAAAAUUGAUCUUGGAAAAGAACAAAAGAAGUGCGCCUCCAGGAGUCCUCUAAGUCCUGUUUUAGGGGAGCACAGUGACCUCAGAGGAGUGAUCCCAGGCAGCCCCUUGGGUGCCAUCUGAGGGACCAGCUUUGGUCCACGCUGAAGCUCUGAGCCCUGCCAAGGAAUGCAUAGAGGGCCAGGAAGGGCUAGGUCCCCACUGGCGCUUGCCUCGCUGAGAUGGAAAUGAAGAAGUUGUUGACUGAUGUGGCAUUGUUCUCCAAAGAUGUUCCAAUGUAUUGGGCCAGUGCAAUAAAUGCAUAGGCGUGUGGUCAGGGCAAGGUCUGGUGGUGUCAGAGCCAGCCAACAGCACUUGGAGGAAUUUUUGUCCCUUGCUGCCUGGCAAAACCUAGGUUUAGUCACCCAGCCUGGGCUUCAGCUGUCAUUUAUGGCCACCUCCUGCAGCCUGCUUUAAGCACAGCUGAGGCCGGGCUCUUCAGCUGUGCACCAUUGCGUGCACCUCCUGGCCACUGCCUCCAGAAUGCAGGAUUGUCCCCAGCCCAGUGCCCACCAGGCCUGGCCUUCCAUGGUGAAGGACAGGCAGCCCAGAGGCCAAAUGGCUGCUGGGACUGCCAAACAAAGCAGUUGGCAGGACCAGGAUUAAAUUAGCCUAGAAGUGGUAGCACCAAAAAAUAGGUCUGCUGACAGCCCCAAAGUCUGGCUAAUUCCCACUUCCUUUGUUCUCCUCCAUCUCUUUGUUGGAAAUAGGGAGAAAAGAUGAACUGUGUCUCCUCAGAGUGAAUCCCUUUGAACUGCUGACUGGACGUGCCAUCAAAAUGCGUAGGGAUUCAUUUCCAUGCGCUUCCUGGCCUUGUGUGGAAACAAGAGAGAGAGAGAGUGGGAGGACUGAAAAAAAGAGAGGGAAAGAGAGAGUGGGAGAGAGAUUGGACAGAGAUUUUUUAAAACAGGGAUUAGAGAGAGGAAGGGAAAAAAAAGACUUUAGAGUGGAUAGAUGGAUGAUAGGGAGAGAGAGGGGAGUAUAGCUAGAGUAAGAAAGGUUAGAGUGAAAAAGGUGAGAGAGAGACAGGAAGAAAUUAGGUAACAUGGAGCAAUAGGUGAUUGAUAGCGAUAGUGAAAUGUAGCUAGCUGAAGUAGAUUAGACAGACUCAAUAGGUAGAAAGAUGGGCUGACUGACAGAUAGGUAUUGUGUCAUACUUCAUAAACGAUAUAUAUGCUAAUAUUCCCAUGUCAUGAUGGGUAGUAAACCCUGAGACACCUUCCAGCCUGACCUCAACUCAGCAAAUGUAGCGCGGACAUCAGGCACUGCUUGGACCGUAUGCCAGGUCUCACAAGCCUGCGGAUGGGGUAUGGGAGGGAGAGCGCUCUGAUGGGCACGGGGCGCACCAGGAGAGGGGCAGAGUAUGUUUGCUGUUCGUAGCACACUGGGUGCCCGGCCAGGACGCUGCGGACGCUCUGUGACUCUAGCACUGCAUGGAGAGGAGCGAGGUUCAGCUCUCAGGAGUGUGGGAGAGGUGUUCAGGAGGAGGCAGGAAGGAGAAAGCAUGGCUUUUAUUUGACCUCAUCUACUGUCGUGACCAUUUAGAAGGGUUUACUUAAGGGUUGCGUGUCUGCAAGGACCGCUUGGUAUCCCUGCUCUUCUGACUUCAGACCCCAAAACCUUCCCUCUUCCCUCCAUUUUAUUAUUACUAUUUUUCACUUUAUCAGGAAAAGAAAACAACCUCUUAUGUCUUCCUGGACAUAGGCCUUCCUCCCUCCUUGAUAAACAGAAACAUUUUCUCUCCCCUGGGGAUGUUUUAUCUUUGCAUUUUGCAUGUUGCUUCCCCCUUGGCUGAUGGCUGGGGCAUCGCGUGUGUUUUGCCACCAUUUGUAAGAACAUACUUUGCCAUGUUGCUUAGAGAACAAAGGGUUGGGUUUUGUGUUUUCUUUCCCCCCCCCCACGAAGAGAACGGGGUAUGUGGUUACCAACUGCAAACCUAAAAAAAAUUGAAUACUAAUUCCUCUCCCUUGGUUCCAGCUUAAAACUUACUGGCUGUAACCAAGCACCCCCCUAUCUUUCUUAUUGUACCGUGUCCUGAUCCUGCCAGAGAGUCAGGGCAAAGGGAGCGUGAGAGAGAGCGCACAGACAAACCCUGCCUUGAGCACGAGGUGGUUUCGUGUGUAGUACACAAGAUUUGUAUAGGAAGUUGGGCUGUCUGCAGGGUACAGGAAGAGAGCAGAGAAAAGCAUUUGGAUUUCCUUGCGUUGCCUCUUCAGCCAGAUUUUAAAGGCUGAAAGGAAGCAGUUCAAAGGAUGUAGCACAGGCCGGAAACUGGAAGGAAAACAGGGGUAUGUGGGGAAUGAAUUUUCUAGCAGGGUAUCAAGUGAGCUGAGAGCAGCACAAAAGGCAGGAGGUCACAGAGGCGAAGAGGAGAGCGGGGAGUAUCCAGCAGAGUAGCUGGAGCUUUUCUACGGCUCCUAAUGCAACAACAGACAUGUAUCUGUUCCUCCUUCCCUGAAGAGUAUUUAUAUCCUGCCUGAAGGUGUCUGUGGUUGUUGCUUUGUGUAUGGAGAGGGAAGUGGAUGACAAGGUGACUCCUACAGGGAAGAUGGUGGCUGGCCUCAUGCACAGAGCUGAGUCCAGGAGGGACUUUUUUGGUGCCGCUGUAGUGAGAUGUGCUAGUGACCCACAUCUGUACUGAAUGCUCCUAACAGCUGUAGGCAGGCUCUUGACAUUUCACCUCAUCUAGAUUAAGCCUUGGAAAGCUGUAAAAAAAUCCAAAGCUAACAGCCCCCCAUCAGUGCAAUGAAUCAUUUGCUUGAAUUUGGUCUGCUUUGCAAUGCUUGUGGCAUCCACGGACUUGAUGCACUGAUAGCAUAUAAAAAACCACAACACCUGGAAGCACUGCAUCAGCCAAGAAGAUCCUCUGUGAGCCACUCUCCAAAGGGAGGGGAGUGCGUCCUGCUGGGACCCCUCCAGACCCUGUGUUUUCCAGUACCAAACCCAACACAGCCCCACGAGAGGCCUUAGCUGGAAGGAACUCAUCUACGGUGGUUACAUGAGCAGCGUCUCUAGGGGAGCGUGUUGCUGUAGAUGAAAGAAAUUACCAUAAUUUAGGAAGAAAGAAAGGACGAAAAACAUAAAAUGAGGUAGUUGGGUUUUUUUUGGUGCUCUCCACGUGGCACAUUGUAGCACAUGAGGCUUUUUGUACCAAAGGUCUGGUGUUUGUCAUAGGUGUCUUUGGAGGGAAGCAGUGAGGCUGUGGUUUGCAGAGGUGGAGAGAAGGCUCUUGUGGACCGUCUUGGCCAAGAUGUUCGAUGACCACCUGAGCUCAAAGACUUGGGGUGGCGGUGGCGGGGUCCUCUUCCAGGCCUGUGCUAGAUUCCCCACUUUUCCGCAUUGCCACAUUAGCACUUUCACUGGAUAUUUAGAGCACCUCAGGACUGGUUCUCCUCUCGCUCACACUGGGGUAACUCAGGAGUCGCUCCACUGGAAGCAGUGGUGUUAAUCUGGUGUGAAAAUAAUGCAAGAGGAGGAUUCAACUCCUCGGGGGGAGUUUUCCAGGUCCCCGAGGGGGGAAAAAAUCAAUGGGAGUUACAUGUCUAACUGCCACUUGUGCCUGUGAAAGUCUGCCCCUUACCUACCCAUAUGUAUAUAGGGUAUCAUUUUCAGAAUAACCCAAGUGACAUGGGUGCUUGAGAGUAUACAUUUCACUGGCUUUCAAAUAAACUUAAUGCUCCUAAGGCCCAGAUCCUGAAGGAUUUCCAAGCUUCUAUCUGCAGCCCAUGUCAGGGCUAAAAUUCUCAAGUCAUUUUGGAAAAAGGAGCUAAAGAUCCCAAGUCAUUUAGGUGGCCCUGAAAACACUACCCUCUAUCCAUUGUUCAGGGUGUUGAUCUCAGGUCAUGUGCGAGCCUGCAUUCUUACCUACAAUGCUUUAUUACCACAUUCCUCUGUUGAGCAAUACUCGGAAGAAAAGGUGAAGGCUGAGAUUUGCAGAACUGGAUAGUGACCGAGUGGUUCACAUCUGGAGCACCCAACUUGGAGGCUCCUUACUGGGGCACAAACUAUAGGUCCUCAAUGUACUCUGAGAGUCGAGAUUGAUGUAUUACACACCCAGAACCACCGGUCACUUCCAAAAAUCCUAGCCCGAGAUCCUGACUGCUCUCAUAAAAGAAAAUCCUAGGAUAGCCGUUCAUCCAAUAGCUUGGUUUUUCUGCUCAUGCCUGUUCCCAAUGAACAAAACACAUCCCUAUGCAUCACCUAAGCCCUAUUUUGAGGAGUUACACUGGCAUACAGCUGAAGUAACACAGUGGUAAAUCAGGGCCCGAAGAAGAAGGCUACAGCCUAGAGAGUGUAAAGAACUGUGACGUGUCUGGAAGCUAAUAAGAGCAGAACUUGACGAUUAGAGCGGCCCAUUUCCGAUGCUCUUGUGUGAGGAUCUGGAAAGAGUCUCUCACUCAUUGUACUUGUGCAUUAUGAAUGUGUCCAUCUGCAGAGAUCUAAUGUACACAUAUGUCCUGAAUAUUGUCCUAAGGUUGCAAGCUUCAAAACUGAGCAGAAAACAUUCCCGAGAAGUGAGAAUAAUACAGAUGUCUGUAUUUGAAAAAUUGGUUCAAAUAAAGUCUCUCACUUAUAGAUA